Molecule: messenger RNA, 1992 nt
Organism: Rangifer tarandus platyrhynchus (Svalbard reindeer)
Lineage: Eukaryota; Metazoa; Chordata; Mammalia; Artiodactyla; Cervidae
Source: the annotation of a GenBank genome assembly
AUGUCUUUGCAGAGGAUUGUGCGCGUGUCCUUGGAACACCCCACCAGUGCCGUGUGCGUGGCUGGAGUCGAGACCCUGGUGGACAUUUAUGGCUCCGUUCCUGAGGGCACAGAGAUGUUCGAGGUCUAUGGAACCCCUGGCGUGGACAUCUACAUCUGCCCCAACGCGGAGAGGGACCGGGAGCGUGCGGAUACCCGGCGUUGGCACUUUGACGUGGGCUCACAGAUCAUCGUGGUCAUGAACUCUCCCAGCAACGAGCUCAACGACAGUCAUAUUCAGAUUUCCUACCAUUCCAGCCAAGACUCCUUGCCCCUGGCCUACGCGGUGCUCUACCUCACCUGUGUGGAUAUCACCCUGGAUUGUGACCUGAACUGUGAAGACAGAGACAGGGACUUUGUGGACAAGCGGCAGUGGGUCUGGGGACCCGAUGGGUACGGAGCCAUCCUGCUGGUGAACUGUGACAGGGACAGUGUGCGCUCUGACGACCAGGACAACUGUGACCGCCACGUGCGCUGCCUGCAAGACCUGGAAGACAUGUCUGUGAUGAUUCUGCGUACCCAAGGCCCUGACGCUCUGUUUGACGACCACAAACUCGUCCUCCACACCUCCAGCGCUGACGCCGAGCGGGCGCGGGUGUUCCACGCCUGCGGCCCCGCGGACUCCUGCGAGGCAUACCGGCACGUGCUCGGCCAGAACAAGGUGUCGUACGAGGUGCCGCGCUUCCACGGGGACGAGGAGCGCUUCUUCGUGGAGGGCCUGUCCUUCCCCGACGCCGGCUUCUCGGGGCUCGUCGCCUUCCACGUCACCCUGCUGGACGACUCCAACGAGGGUUUCUCCGAGUCCCCCAUCUUCGCUGACACCGUGGUGUUCCGAGUGGCCCCCUGGAUCAUGACGCCCAGCACGCAGCCACCCCUGGAGGUGUACGUGUGCCGCGUGCGGAACAACACGUGUUUCGUGGACGCGGUGGCUGAGCUGGCCAGGAGGGCCGGCUGCAAGCUGACCAUCUGCCCGCAGGCCGAGAACCGCAACGACCGCUGGAUCCAGGACGAGAUGGAGCUGGGCUACAUCCAGGCGCCGCACAAAACCUUCCCGGUGGUCUUUGACUCCCCCAGGAACGGCGAGCUGCAGAACUUCCCUUACAAAAGAAUCCUGGGUCCAGAUUUCGGCUACGUGACCCGGGAACCACGAGACAACUCUGUGAGCGGCCUGGACUCCUUCGGGAACCUGGAGGUCAGCCCCCCUGUGGUGGCCAACGGGAAGGAGUACCCCCUGGGGCGGAUCCUCUUCGGAGGCAACUUGCCUGGGUCGAGGGGCCGCCGGGUCACCCAGGUGGUCCGGGACUUCCUGCACGCCCAGAAGGUGCAGCCGCCCGUGGAGCUGUUCGUGGACUGGCUGGCGGUCGGCCACGUGGAUGAGUUUCUGAGCUUCGUCCCUGCCGCUGACGGGAAAGGCUUCCGGAUGCUCCUGGCCAGCCCCAGCGCCUGCUUCAAGCUCUUCCAGGAAAAGCAGAAGUGGGGCCACGGGGGCGCCCUCCUGUUCCAAGGGGUUGUUGGCAACCAGCAGGUUGACCCUGUCUCCAUCAGCCAGGUUCUCUCCAACGAAAACCUCAUCAGCUACAAUAAGUUUGUGCAGAGCUGCAUUGACUGGAACCGGGAAGUGCUGAAGCGGGAGCUGGGCCUGACUGAGCGGGACAUCGUGGACAUCCCGCAGCUGUUCAAGAUGGAGAGGAGGAAGGCCGUGGCCUUCUUCCCAGACUUGGUGAACAUGCUGGUGCUGGGCAAGCACCUGGGCAUCCCCAAGCCCUUCGGGCCCGUCAUCAACGGCCGCUGCUGCCUGGAGGAGAAGGUGCGGUCCCUGCUGGAGCCGCUGGGCCUGCACUGCGCCUUCAUCGACGACUUCACCCCAUACCACAUGCUGCACGGGGAGGUGCACUGCGGCACCAACGUGCGCCGGCAGCCCUUCUCCUUCAAGUGGUGGCACAUGGAGCCCUGA